CAACAACACUGUUUCUUCCUUGGAACGGGAAAAGUUUGCCCUCUCUUUACUUUCCUUUUCUUGUUCUUCAUUCCCCAUUGAUGAAUUAAUACGUAGAUUCAUGGAAUCACAAACGCAGCAAUACCCUAAUAACAAUAUCAAUCAUCACCAACACCGAUCAUACGGAGGACGAGGAAGCUCAAGCACGAGCACAAGCACCGCAACAAUGGAAAUGGCGAGACAACCCUUACAGCAGCACUCCGACAACGACAGAAGCAGCGGCGAACUCCGCGCACUCGAUUGUAACCUCACUUCCUUAUGUGAUCAUAUUCAAAUGGAAGGUUUCAACAAUGGAUCCUUCUCAGAUGUAGUCGUUCAGGCCAUGGGCGCUACUUAUCAUCUCCACCGUCUCAUCCUCUCUCGUAGUUCUUACUUCAGAAACAUGCUUCAUGGUCCAUGGAAAGAUGCAAAUGCACCAGUUUUGACGUUACAUGUGGAUGACAACAAUGUUAACAGAGAAGCCAUUGCUAUAGCUUUAGCAUACCUAUAUGGAAAUCACCCUAAACUUGAUGACACUAAUGCAUUCCGUGUUCUUGCUGCAGCUUCAUUUCUUGACCUUCAGAAUUUAUGUGCGAUUUGCACUGAUUUCAUUAUAUCAGAACUCUGGACUACAAACUUGUUAGCAUAUCAGGUUUUUGCAGAGGGCCAAAAUUAUGGUGAGCAUGGAGAACGUGUUAGAAAUGCUUGUUGGGGUUAUCUUUGUCAAAGUGGGGCCAUGGAGUUGAAAGAAGUGCUUCCAAAGCUUUCCUCUCAAACACUGCAUGCAUUACUAACUUCUGAUGAACUAUGGGUGCCUAGUGAAGAAAAAAGGUUUGAAUUGGCAUUAUACAUCCUCAUCUCAAAAGGUGCAUUUAGUAAAGUUGAACAUCCAGAUAAAAGUGGGCCCCUUUCCAAGACUUUGACCAGUCAACUAUCAUGUGAAGGAGAAGUUCAUGAUGCUGCCCAAACCAUUCUAGUCGAGCUUGCUGACCGGAUUGUGGAUUCCAAAACCGGGCUGCCUGAAUUCAGACGCCAAGUACAAGAAUCCGGAUCCGGUCAGUCUAACACAGAUCCAAAAUGCCACUGCAACACCGAACAAACUACACCCAUUCCUCCUACAAAUGACCUCAACUACCCUUCAUCUUUCCAAGACAUGCCACAUGGCGCUGACAUGGCAACAAUGGAAGAUCAAGGGGAAGGGCCAUCUGAAGAGGGGUCUUGUUACCAAUUGAAUAAUAAUAGUUGGCUUAAUGUAGGGCAAAGAUUUGGGAAUGACAAUGAGUGGGGUAGGUGUGGGGUACCCCUGUCAUGGGGUGGAAGGAUUGUUGGGAGAAGAGAGUUGAAGAGUUGUGCUAAGGGGGUUUGUGGAUUGAAUAGUGAUGAAUAUGAUACUUUUGUUAAUAUAUUUGAAGGGGGGUCGCUUUUGUAUUGUAAUAUGACUUUUGAAGCUCUUUUGAAUGUGAGGAAGCAGUUAGAAGAAUUGGGGUUCCCUUGUAAAUCGGUUAAUGAUGGUCUUUGGCUCCAGACACUUUUAAGCCAACGUAUCCACGAAAUAGGCGCAGACACCUGCAAAAGUUGUUGCCUAGUCAGCAUGGCAUGUCAGUGUAGGCCACCAUACGGAUUCACACGCACCGGUUACUACAUGCAAGAGCACGAUCAAAACACUUCAACAACCGGCAUAGGAGAUGUGUACGUAACCGACUCCUCUCAGGGCGAAGUAAAUGGACUAUUUCGCCCUGUGCGCGUGCACGUGCGCGGUACCAUCGACGGGCUAGCGGGUAUCGGACGCGGAUCCACGUACGUCCCCGCAACCGCAUGGCCGCCAACACGUUUUGUGUUCUCGCGUGUCCCGUUCCAUAUGGGGAAUAGGAAUUGUCAGCAGUCGAUUGGGAAUGGGAAUGGGAAUGGGAAUGGGAAUGGGAAUGAUGAUGUGGAGAACAGAGAGGAACAACAACAACAACAACAACAACAUCAACAUGGUGGGGAUGGGUUGACUGCUGUGGUGGGGUUGAGUCAAGGGAGUGGGGAGGGGUAUGAUGGGGAUUUUGGUGGGAGGGUGAAUGGGGUGCAGAUGAUGGAUUCUUCGUCUGAAGAUGGUGGUGGAGUUGAAUGGGAGAAUGAAAGUAGUUCUAUUUCGUUGGAUAUGAAAACGCCUUUGAGUCAUUUUCCUCCUUUUCGAUUUGGGGUGGAAUUCCAAGAUGUUCUUCGGCUCAAUGAUGGACAAGUCAAACACUCUCCUGAGUAUUUCUAUGCUGGUUCUUUAUGGAAGGUCAGUGUUCAGGCUUUCAAUGAUGAAGAUCCUCAAGGGCGUCGAACUCUUGGAUUGUUUCUUCAUCGAAGGAAGGCAGAGAUACCUGAAUCAUUUAGAAAGGUUCAUAUGUAUGUGGAUGCUCGUGAGAAGGUUACUGCUCGUUAUCAGUUAAUUUGUCCAUCAAAAAGAGAAGUGAUGGUGUUUGGAAGCUUUAAACAACCAGGAACCCUUUUACCAAAAGCUCCCAAAGGAUGGGGUUGGCGUACAGCUUUGUUAUUUGAUGAGCUUGGAGAACUUUUGCAGAAUGGGUCCUUGAGGAUAGCUGCUGUUGUGCAACUUAUAUGACUUACAUUUAAACUACUUUUAUUUUCUUUUCUAGUAUUAAAAAUUAAAAUACACCCGUAUUUGCCAUAUAAAAAAUAUAUAUAUAUCUGAUUGAAUUAACUACUUAUUACAAGUAAAUUCACUCUUGAGUUUUGAUAACCA
Messenger RNA from Lactuca sativa (garden lettuce), 2755 nucleotides. Its product is annotated as BTB/POZ domain-containing protein. The record is from RefSeq and is a predicted model, not a curated record. Gene Ontology annotation, molecular function: protein binding. Lineage: Eukaryota; Viridiplantae; Streptophyta; Magnoliopsida; Asterales; Asteraceae.